Molecule: messenger RNA, 1893 nt
Organism: Nycticebus coucang (slow loris)
Lineage: Eukaryota; Metazoa; Chordata; Mammalia; Primates; Lorisidae
Gene: TMEM51
Product: transmembrane protein 51
Exons: 4
Coding region: 477-1220 (247 amino acids)
Source: RefSeq, a predicted model, not a curated record
CAGCCAGCCGUCCAUUGGUUUCUCAGGGUUUGAACUUCAAAGGACUGGACACUCGCCCAAGAAAGGGACCCCGGCCUGACCUCUCUUGGAAUUCAGAAAAGCUGAGGUAGACAGGAGAUGCGGCCCAGCUAUUCUCUGUGCGUUUAGAAUCCAACCCACCCUGUUUGCGCGCCCGAGUCACGAGGAUCCAGGGCAAACCUCCAGGUGGAUCCUUAACUCAAGAUUUUAGCAUGAGGGGUUUCUUUCAGGGCUGCCCUGGGUCUCCCCAAGUAACAACAGACGUCUCCGCUGCCACCAUCCACCCGGGAUGCCUCAUGUUUGCUGGGAGCCAUCCCUCAAGAGUCCAGCUGUCAUGUUUUCAGCGUGGCUCUGGAGAUCUUGCUGAGUAGAUCGGAGGGGUUUCUGCUGCUGCUGCUGCUGCUUUUUAUUUAUCUAAUCCCUUUCUGUGGACUGGGCCUCGCCCUGCUCCUGCUGACAUGAUGGCCCAGUCGAAGGCCAACGGCUCGCACUAUGCGCUGACUGCCAUCGGCCUGGGGAUGCUGGUCCUUGGGGUCAUCAUGGCCAUGUGGAACCUGGUACCUGGUUUCAGUGCUGCAGAAAAGCCAACAGCUCAGGGUAACAACAAGACGGAGGUAGGCAGCGGCAUUCUCAAGAGCAAGACCUUCUCUGUGGCUUACGUGCUGGUGGGCGCAGGAGUGAUGCUGCUACUGCUGUCCAUCUGUCUGAGCAUCAGAGACAAGAGGAAGCAGCGGCGAGGCGAGGAGAUGGCCCAUGCCCAGCACCAGCCAGGGGCUGGGCCUCAUGUCCAGGAGGAGGACAGCCAGGAGGAGGAAGAGGAAGCUGCCUCAAGGUACUACGUCCCCAGCUACGAGGAAGUCAUGAACACAAACUACUCGGAGGUGAGGGUGGUAGACCAGAACCCGAGGUUGAGCAUCUCUCUCCCCUCCUACGAGUCGCUGACGGGGCUGGACGAGAUGACCCCAACCAGGGCAGAGGUGGAGACCAGCCCAGGGAACCCGCCCGACAGACAGAACUCUAAGUUGGCCAAACGCCUGAAACCACUGAAGGUUCGAAGGAUUAAGUCGGAAAAGCUUCACCUCAAAGACUUUCGGAUCAACCUCCCGGACAAAAAUGUCCCUCCUCCCUCCAUUGAGCCUUUAACACCUCCACCACAGUACGAUGAUGUCCAGAAGGGCCCUGACACCAGGCCGCCCGACUGAAGGGCCCCUCUCCCGGGCCGUUUCCCUCCUGUCUCUAACCCUCCGUCCGCACCAACAGACUGAAUGAAGCCACGUCAGCCACAGAUGAGCGGAGGGACCGGACAUGCACUUAGCAGCUCGGAUGGGGGGGCGGGAUUCUUGGUGUCGGGAGUGACUUGGAUAUUUCACAGGUACAUCCCAAAGCGAUGUGGCCUUGGAACCCACAAGCCCCUGGACCACAUCGAGGACAUGGCACAGCCAUCUCCCUCAUCCUCCCUCGCCGACUCUGAAUCGUGGGUGACACACUUCUCUUUCCAGCUAGGAAAGGCUUAGACUGUGAUUGUUUUAUUUCGCUUCCACGAGGGCUGUUGUGUUUCAAAAAGAAAACAAGUUUUGCAUCUGCUUUCUUCACCAGACACGACUCGGCUUUGUAGUAAAGACACAGAACUGUUUUGGGAUUUAAGUGGUGAGGCCCCAGUGGUGGCUCUUUUAUGCGCCCCUGAUGCCAUCGGUUCCUUGACGGCCUGAGGCCCGAUGAGCUCCAGCACAUGAUGCAUAAGAUAAUAGUCCUGGUUGGUAGUCACUUUAGUAGUCUCUUCUGUGUGACAGCAAAUGACAAAAAAAAAAAAGGAAAACCGUAGGUAAUGUUUUGGAAUGCCUUAUGACUGAGCUUUUUAUAAUAAAAUAUUUUAUA